AUGGAACAUCUCCAAGAUAACCCCAAAAUACCAAUCAAGGCUGUACAAGAGCAGCUACAAAGAAAGUUUGAAGUUGGUGUAUCAAAGCAGAAAGCAUAUAGGGCUAAACAGAAGGCUGUCAUGCAACUAAAUGGUGAUUAUAAUUCACAGUAUGGGUUACUUAGAGCUUAUGUAGCUGAAUUGAUGAACACAAAUCUAGGGACAACUGUGAAAUUUGAACUAGAACCACCAGCAGAUCCUGAGUCAACUGAAAGGAAAUUUAAAAGAGUAUAUGUGUGCUUGGGGGCUCUGAAACAAGGUUUUAAAGCUAUUGGAAGAGAUAUGUUGGGACUUGAUGGGGCUUUUAUUAAAGGUCCAUAUCCAGGCCAGGUUCUUAGUGCAGUUGGGGUUGAUCCCAAUAAUGGCAUUUACCCUGUCUCAUAUGCUAUAGUAGAGGCUGAAACACUAGACUCUUGGACUUGGUUUCUAGAAUGCUUAGGUGAUGAUUUGGAUUUGGAAGCCAAUUCAAAUUUUACAUUCUUAAGUGACAGGCAAAAGGGCAUUAUUCCAGCAAUUAUGAAGGUCUUCCCAUUUGCUAAGCAUAGAUUUUGCCUAAGACACAUCUAUGAAAACAUGAGAUUACAAUUCAAAGGAAAGGCCUUUAAAGACCUUUUGUGGAAAUGUGCAACAGCAACAACUAUUGUUGAAUUUGAAAAGGAGAUGGAUGCUUUAAAAAGUUUCAACAGAAGGGCAACAUCUGAUAUGUUGCUCAACAACAUGUGUGAGGUGUUCAAUUCAAAGAUACUUGAAGGAAGGGACAAGCCCAUUAUUGCAAUGUUAAAAUUCAUUAGAGAGUACUGCAUGAGAAGAAUUGUUAAUGUUCUUCAGUUGAUUGAGAGGAGUGAUGGUUUACUAACACCAUAUGCAACUGAGUUGUUUGAGGAAAUUAAGAAGGAUGCUACCAGCUUCACUCUUUAA
Molecule: messenger RNA, 957 nt
Organism: Helianthus annuus (common sunflower)
Lineage: Eukaryota; Viridiplantae; Streptophyta; Magnoliopsida; Asterales; Asteraceae
Exons: 4
Coding region: 1-957 (318 amino acids)
Biological process (GO): DNA transposition
Molecular function (GO): transposase activity; DNA binding
Source: RefSeq, a predicted model, not a curated record